AUGAUGCAGACCAAGAACCCCUUCAACACCACCCGCACUGGAAAGCAUGGGCUUUGGAGAUCCCGGGGUCUCAAGAAUAGACUAUCAUUGGAAGAUUUUAUUGCGUUGUACAACCGCGUAAACAAAUCUCCAGCUUCUGGGUCAUCCAGUUGCGCAAACUCCGAGAGUGAUGAUGGCUCCAAUGUCUCGUCGUCUGCAGACAUGUCGGGGUCAGACAAAUCAGUCGCGAACGUUCUGCCAGUCAAAGCUCCUGGACUGCACGUCUAUGUUCCAAUCCGCACACAGACACUGAUGCUCGCACGAGUCCAGGCUAUCUUGGAACAUGCCUGCUUUAGUUUCGCCCAAGAGGCCAUGCCAGGCAUCCUCGAAGAGACGAAGUGGUCAUGUCCAGAAGCAGGAGAGCUAAACGCUUGGGCAUACCAUUUUAAGAAGCACUGGGAAGCCCUCCAACAGCUCAGCCGUUGCCAAGGGUGUGGCCUUGUCCUCACCUCUUUUCUCUACUCAAUCAAGCAAAUUCGACAUAUUGCUGUUCACCGACAGCCCAUCACAGUGGACCACCUGUUGAUGUUGCUGAGUCAUGCAAUCAACUUUUGCAUUUGUCUCGAUGUCCCAAAAGCCUUGGAUAUGGUCCGGAAGAUUCGAAAUUCCGCAGAGACUCACAUCCAAAAGCUUGAGGACUGCAAAAAGAACAUCGAGCAAGGACUCAGCACGGCUGACCCAGAGACCUCCAUGACACGCUUGGAACUCUGGGCACGUGAGCAGCAAGAAAUGCAAGAAGCUUGCGAGAAGUUUGAGAAAAAGAGGAAGGCCAUCUUUAGGAAGGCCGAAAAGUUGCUCCUUUCCAGGGAGGUGGCAUGCUUUACCUUGGAAGACGAGGAGGAUGAAGAUGAGGACGAUGACGAAGAGUAA
Fusarium tjaetaba is the source of this 909-nucleotide messenger RNA. Its product is annotated as ubiquinol-cytochrome-c reductase cytochrome c1. The record is from RefSeq and is a predicted model, not a curated record. Lineage: Eukaryota; Fungi; Ascomycota; Sordariomycetes; Hypocreales; Nectriaceae. The transcript has a single exon. The coding region runs from base 1 to 909 and encodes 302 amino acids.